Molecule: messenger RNA, 2914 nt
Organism: Rhagoletis pomonella (apple maggot)
Lineage: Eukaryota; Metazoa; Arthropoda; Insecta; Diptera; Tephritidae
Product: transcription factor Adf-1-like
Exons: 3
Coding region: 1904-2548 (214 amino acids)
Biological process (GO): regulation of transcription by RNA polymerase II
Cellular component (GO): nucleus; transcription regulator complex
Source: RefSeq, a predicted model, not a curated record
ACAAAAUGUCGAUGGACGCACACCCUGAUAGCCGACCUUUAAACAUGGUUGAAAAGACCGCACGGGGAAGUUGAUUCCUACCUGACGCAAUUCCUCACCCGUCAUGGUUACUUACUGGGCAGGGUAGACUCACCGUUCUGUAACAACUGUGGAAACGUCGAAGAUAACGUACAUUAUACAUUCUUCCCUUGCGAGCACUUUUUGACUUCGCGCAGAAUGUUGUAAGAAAGAUACGGAGACAUAACCCCGAACAACGUAAUUAGUGUAAAGAUCUCCAGUGCAGACAAGUGAGAAGCAGUUGCCAGAUACGUGAAAUUCGUACUCCGCUGCAAACGAGAAGAUGGAUGUCUACUGAGGACACCCGAAUGAAACGCCCCUACAAAAGAGCAGCCCUGAGGCUCUAGUAGCGCGCUCCUGCUUCUGACGACAUGCAGAAUUGCGGCGCCAGAUGCGGGAUUCUUGCGCGGGCGGUGGGGGACUGGGUUUUAGUGGGUAGCCUAACAUGCUUCGGUGCAUAAUAAUAAUAAUAAUAAUAAUAAUAAUGUGAGAAUCUCCUAUGUUUUUGGCUAAGUUUAAAUAUUUGAGUGUUAUUGAAAAAAAUUACACUUUACUUUACGCGCAUAAGUUUCAUAUUCUUAGUGAAGGGGAUGAGAACAAACUAGUACAACAUAAGGGAGCCAUAAACAAAUCCAGCAUUCUUAUUUUCUAUGAUAUUUGUUUUUUUUAUUCCGUCGAACUAGUACUCUCGCUAUGUUGCAGUCUACCAUUCUUGCUGCAUUUUUUACGGCUUUCAUUUAUAUUUAGUGAAAUUAUAAAAAUAAUACUAAUUUCUGAAAAAAAUUCACGGGUAUGAAAAAUAAAGCUGUAUAUUGACCGCUGAGUGGAUGAUCGACCAUUCUCGGCAGCCGAUUCAAAAACGCCCUAUUUGAGACAGAAGUUUUCAAGAACGCCCGAUUUCAGAAUUUGGUCGAAGAACGCCCCAUCUCCGAGUUCGAUUCAAAAACCCCCUAUUUUAAUAUUUUUUCAAUAUGUUUUCAGAUGUGAUCGGGCAUUUUUGAACCAAAUUCCGAGGUAGAGCGUUCUUCAAACAAAUUCUGAAGUAGCACGUUUUUGAGCCAUUUUCUGAGAUAGGGCGUUUUCGAACCGGGUACCGAGAUAGGUCGAUCUUCCACUCAGCCGUCGAUAUACAUACUCCCCGGGAGUAUUCAGAAUUGGGCUGUUUAUGUCCCAGCUUUACGAGUUACGGAAGAUGGACCCUGCAGUCCACCCGUCCUUAAAAGUGUUAAAAGUAUUUUUAUUUUUUUAAUAUUAUAUAAUACGGUAUGCUUCACUGCACAUGAGGAAGUCUCAGCUUUGCAAGUUACGGUAGAUGAAGCGUACAGUCAGCAAUUUCGCAGCGAUAUUUCUCCAUCCAAAUCACCCAUUGAGGCAACACCAUCCAGAACGAACAACAAAUAGUGGUGUUGUGUUAAAACAUAUUAGGAAGCGAGAAGAGUACGACGACCGUAUGUUUAAGCAGAAAACAAGGAAUAAUGACGCUCUACCUAAAUUGGAGAAGAAUGUUUGACUCUUGCUGAAGCUAUAAAAAGCCUUGAGCUGAUGCCAGGUAAAACGCUUGCUUCGCUUUACGUGACAGAUUCGCUUUGACAGAAAAGAUAAAUACAUGCAAUAAUACUAAGAUUCCCACAUAAGCAACGCUGACGCCAAAGCGACGCCGAAAGCUCGCCAACUCUCAUCUUUUCGCGCGCGUUGAGCGUCAGCUGAUUUUUAUUUUCCUUUUAUUCUUCACAUUCGCUUGAGACGGACGCGAUAAAUUUUUAAUUUUUUUCAAAAAAGCAAGGUAAAUGUAAAAUUUUACUAAAACAAAUCCUUAGUAAUUAGGUUUUUAACCUUUCAGCAAAGGAUGGAGGAGAAACUAAUUGAGGCCAUCAAAAUGCAGCCAUGCCUGUUCGACAAAAGUUCCAACUUAUUCCGGAAUAAGUAUCUGAAGGAAUGGGCAUGGCAGGCAGUUGCGGCUUCCGUAGGAGUUUCUGAGGAACACUGCAGAAAUAGAUGGAAGUCGCUCCGGGACAGAUUUGUACGGGAGGUGGCAGCCAAUCGGCCAAAAUCCGGAGACGCUGCCAAUUACAAGCCGGAAUGGUGCUUUAUGGACGCUAUGCGCUUCCUAACAAAGCACAUAGCUCCUAGAAGAACAAUCUCAAACUUGGAUUUUGACGAUGAUCAACCCUCAAGCAGUAACUCCCCACAAAUACCACACAGCAAAAGUGGCGAAAUGAUGGAGGAAAUGGUCGAGUUUGUGGAAGAGGCGCCCAUUACCGGUGCAAUCACUCCAGCAGGAAGGAAGCGCAAGCGGGUGGAAGAAUCGCACGAACGAUUUGAUCGUCUGUGUGGCAGUAUUGAGGCCGUAAUUGCGAGCAAAGCCCGCUACACCGAUUCUGAUAACAGCGCCUUCCUGCAAAUGCUAGACGAGUGCCUCAAGAAAAAGCCCGAUCACGUGCGUGAACGGCUAAAAAUUGAAUUGCUAACGCAUGCAUAUAAUGCAAGCUAAAACUGAUAAUUUUUUCCUAAUUUAAUUAAUUUUUUUAUGAAUUAUGUUUAAUUUUAGUAUAUCUUGACAUAUCGAUGGUCCUUACUACUGUUAAGUGGCUCAUGACUCAAAUCCAUGUCGAAUCCAUGUACUUACUUUAGCAAUCCUUAAGGCUCCGUUAUGCAUACUUGGCAUGGCUUGAGAGCUGUCACAUAAGAAAUCUGUUAAAUGUGCUUCGCGUGUAAUCGGUUAUCGAACGCACAGCAUUACAUACGUAGAAGUCUGUUGGUUUUUGAUUUCUACGUAAAAAUGGUAUAGCAGUGCAUGCAAUGCCAAGUAUGCAUAACAGAGCCUUUACUGCUUACCUUAGUAAGGAUUGCAAAUGGA